This is a messenger RNA of Helianthus annuus (common sunflower), 1525 nucleotides long. RefSeq names its product E3 ubiquitin-protein ligase SIRP1. Gene Ontology annotation, molecular function: ubiquitin protein ligase activity. NCBI's taxonomy places the organism in Eukaryota, Viridiplantae, Streptophyta, Magnoliopsida, Asterales, Asteraceae. Gene Ontology annotation, cellular component: cytoplasm. The coding region runs from base 267 to 1358 and encodes 363 amino acids. The transcript has 2 exons. Gene Ontology annotation, biological process: protein ubiquitination. The record is from RefSeq and is a predicted model, not a curated record.
AAAUUUAGGUGGGGGUCAAAAUAUGUUUGCUUAUUCAAUUCUUCAUGUGCCCUCCACAUUCUUCUGGAUUCUUCGAUAUUAUUUAUUUUAUGGCUGCCAAUAUGCGUAUAUAAGUUUUUGAAAUUCAAAAUACAACUCAAUUAUACAUUAAAAAAUUAGAAAAUUAAAAAUUAUUGAUUCUUGGUAUCUUAGUGCCUUCUCUGUCACCUUGAUCAUCUUUCAGAACAAGAAAUCUUUAAGUGAAAGGUAGAGAGAGAGGGGGGAAGAUGGAGGGAGAGAGAGAGACGACGAGAUAUUGGUGCCAUGCGUGUUCUAGAGUUGUGAAUCCGAUCGUCGAGGUCGAAUCGAUCAAAUGUUCGGUAUGUCAAGGCGGAUUCAUGGAGGAGAUGGACAGCGUAAGGACGGAUCAACGUGGUGGAGACGGUGGUUUGGAGGCCGAUCGCGGAGCCGCGUUGUGGGCUCCGCUCUUGCUAGGUAUGAUGAACACCCCUCUCCACCACCGGAGGGCUAGGCAGAUGGGGGGUGAUCAGCAAACCGACCAAGAAAACCGCCACGAGGGAGGCGCGGCGGAGUCGGACCCCGAGCUUGAACUGUUGAGGCGGCGGAGGAGCUCCGCCGCCAUCCUCCACCUCCUUCAUGGUAUUCGGGCCGGAAUGCUAGCCGAAUCCGAGAAUAACAACGAGGAGAGUGGAGCAGAGAACCGCCACGAAGGUGGGCGGGUUAUUCUCAUCAACCCGUUUAGCCAGACUAUUGUUGUUCAAAGCGGUAACGGUGGCGCAAAUCCGUUUGAUUCGAGCAACACGUCCCAAAACCAUCCGUUCGGUUCGUUCGGUGAUUAUUUUCUAGGCCCGGGUUUAGAGCAGCUCCUGCAACAUUUAGCCGAAAACGAUCCAAAUCGAUACGGGACACCACCGGCUCAAAAGGAAGCGGUCGAGGCGAUGCCAACGGUCACAAUCAAAGAAAAUUCGGUCCAAUGUUCGGUUUGUUUGGAAGAGUUCGAAAUAGGAACCGAAGCUCGAGAAAUGCCAUGUAAACACAUGUUUCACGGCGACUGUAUCUUGCCGUGGCUCGAGCUUCACAGUUCUUGUCCCGUUUGCCGGUACCAGAUGCCUGCUGACGAAUCGAAGAUCAACCGAGAACAAGAAGGGUCAAGGGGCAAUUCGGUAAAUUCAAACCGCGACAAUGGAACUAGUAACCAAGAGAGACGAUUAGAGAGACAAUUUUCUAUACCUCUCCCUUGGCCUCUUAGUUUGUUCUCAGGGGCUAAUAAUGUAAACUCGAGUUCUGUGACGAGAUCAGCUUCGGGUUCACCACCAAGGGUGAACCCCGAAGCUGAUCGUCGAGAAGACGGUCGUUAAAAUCUCUACAACGGGUGCUAUAUCUCGCUUCUCUCUGUAUCUUCGUGUUAAACCUAUCUCUUCCAUUGUGGAUGCAUCUCAACAUUCAAGUUUAUUUAUUUUGUGGUGGUUGGAUGUAUUUAUCAUGUAAUAUAUAUAAAAGUUAUGAAACCUAUAUAUUUCAUUAA